Molecule: messenger RNA, 1935 nt
Organism: Ailuropoda melanoleuca (giant panda)
Lineage: Eukaryota; Metazoa; Chordata; Mammalia; Carnivora; Ursidae
Gene: DOK2
Product: docking protein 2
Exons: 5
Coding region: 164-1417 (417 amino acids)
Biological process (GO): cell surface receptor protein tyrosine kinase signaling pathway; positive regulation of MAPK cascade; Ras protein signal transduction
Cellular component (GO): cytoplasm
Source: RefSeq, a predicted model, not a curated record
GCCUAUCGGUUUGUCGUCAUCGAGCAGACGAGAACAGUGCAGAAAACUCUAGGCAGAGAGGAAAUGAACUUGAGAGAAGGGGGAACACAUAGCAGGGAGGAGAAAAAGAGGGCGGGAGUGGAAGCAGAGAGCUGCAGGGCUGGGGUGCCGGCAUGUUGGGAGGAUGGAAGAAGUGGCAGUGAAACAGGGCUUCCUGUACCUUCUGCAGCAGCAGACUUUUGGGAAGAAAUGGCGCCGGUUUGGGGCUGUGCUGUAUGGAGAGUCAGACUGCGCCUUGGCCCGGCUGGAGCUCCAGGAUGGCCCAGAGAAGCCACGCCGGGGAGAGGCCGCCAGGAGGGUGAUCCGCCUCAGUGACUGCCUACGUGUGGCUGAGGCAGGCGGGGAGGCCAGCAGCCCCCGGGACACCAGUGCCUUCUUUCUGGAGACCAAGGAGCGCCUGUACCUGCUGGCAGCCCCCGCCACAGAGCGCAGUGACUGGAUCCAGGCCAUCUGCCUCUUGGCCUUCCCUGUGAGCCAUCCACGGGGCCAGAGGAAGGAGCUGCUGGGGUCAGCGGGGAAGGGCAGCCGGCCCUGCAUGGAGGAGAAUGAACUGUACAGCAGCACGACCGCAGUAGCCCCCCGCAAGGAGUUUGCUGUGACCAUGAGACCCACAGAAGCCAGUGAGAGGUGCCGGCUCCGGGGAUCCUAUACCCUCCGGGCUGGGGAGACUGCCCUGGAGCUGUGGAGUGGUCCUGAGCUGGGCACCCAGCUGUAUGAGUGGCCCUACAGGUUUCUGAGGCGCUUUGGGCGGGACAAGGUAACCUUUUCCUUCGAGGCAGGCCGGCGCUGCGUCUCUGGAGAGGGCAGCUUUGAGUUCGAAACCCGGCAAGGCAACGAGAUCUUCUUGGCCCUGGAAGAAGCCAUUUCUGCCCAGAAGAACAGCGCCCCUCCUGGGCCCCAAACCCAGCCAGCCACAGUCCCUGCGGUGCUGCCGCGGCCAGAAAGCCCCUACUCCCGGCCCCACGACUCACUGCCACCUCCGUCGCCCUCUACGCCAGUGCCUACCGCCCGGCCACGGGGCCCAGAGGGGGAGUAUGCAGUGCCUUUCGAUGCAGUGGCCCGUAACCUGGGGAAGAGCUUGAGGGGCACCCUGGUGGUCCCUCCCCCACCCCCAGCGGACCCUCUGUAUGACAGCAUUGCGGAGCACCCGGCCCCGCCACCCGACCACAUAUACGAUGAGCCUGAAGGAGUGGCUGCCCUGUCCCUGUACGACAGCCCACAGGAGCCCCAGGGGGAGGCCUGGAGGAGGCAGGCCACAGUGGACAGGGACCCCGGCAGCCUCCAGCACGUCUACCCAGCAGGGCAGGACUUCUCUGCCUCUGGCUGGCCACAGGGAACAGAGUAUGACAACGUCAUACUUAAGAAGGGCCCAAAGUGAUGGGGGUGGAGAAGGCAUGGACCUUAUCAAAUACAGGUGCUGAAGCCUGCCCGUCCUCACAGGGGGUCGGGUCGGAGGCCCAUGAGAAGGAGCAGGAGGCUGGCUGGGGGGAAGCCUCCCUUCUACUUUCUGCCGGUUACUCCUCUGGCCGCUGCAUUCCAGGAACUUCCUUUUGCUCCUUCUGGAACCCUGGGCUUGGCCUGCCUUAGUCUGGUCUGCGGAAUUGACCCUCCCAGGGCCUGCCACAUGAGUCACCCUCCCGUGCAGGAAGAGUGCCUGAAAGUGACACACCCUCCUCCUACCCUUUUCCACUUCCUCUUCUUUCCUUCAUCUGCCUAAAGGAACCUUGGGCAUUGAGGGCAGAGGACAAACGGAUGUCAGCAAAGUGCCCUGGACCCUUGGCUUGUGCAGGCCUCCCGCCUGCUGUUCAUAGCCCUGGUUCUAGGCACCCGGGAGGAUGGCUGUAGCUUUCUGUAGGUUUUGGACUUCUCUGUGGCAUUAAACAUUUCUGGAAUAUC